CUGCUGCUGGCCAGUCAAACUUUCACGCUCGGCGAUACGCGAGCUUCGCGACCGAGCAGCUCGCCGCGACCGAUUUCAAGGUCCGACACGCGCGGAAACGAUAUCGAUAUCGCUCCUCGCCGGUUGUAGCCUACGACGACCCGCCGACGUCGAAUUAACACAGCAAGCUCGUGGAGGAGUCGGGCGGACAUCGCGGAUAACGGGCGAGUCCUGUGACUCAAUGUCAACUCGCUCGCGGAUCAGAGGGAUUCCCGGUGAAAUACGCGAAAACCAGGGAUUUACUUCUCGGCGUACUCCCACGAGAGUUUCUGUGUCGCUACGGUUGGCUUGCAGCGGCCGUGCAAUUAUUGGGACCGAUAAUUCGAUUAGUCGACUCGGAAAGAUCGCCUGAGGAAUCCGCCGGAGAAAUUACUCGCGUGACGUUCGCGAGUGGCAAGUUUCGCGAGCGACUACUCCAGCGGAGGCUCGACCGGCGCGGAUGGUCACGGACGGGAAGAUUCCAACGUGGAAAGAAAGUCAAGCGGAGCGAGGAGUGCCAGGUGACGUACGGAGCCUCCGUUUGCGAAGAUCAAACGGAGGAUUAAUGAGGAUACGACAGAUUGAUGGCGCGCACCUUCCAAUUCCAGACUCAGAUCCGGACGACUGUUCCGCGCGCGUCACGUAGCGCGAGCGUUUCGCACGGUCGGAAAUGAUAGACGUCUCGAGCAUCAGCACGUGGACGUGUCUGCCGACGGCACGGGAGACCUGACCCAGGAAGCAGCGUCGACGAUCCUCUCUCGACGAUCUCGAGGUCGAAUUAUCGCGACGGGCGACCGUGCGUACGUGAAGUCAGUGUUAUUAGUGAAAGUCGCCGGCGCGUACGUGCGACUCGGUUAAGAGAUCAGACUGGCGCGCGAAAUUGCCGCGGAGAAUCGCGGACUGGCAAAGAAGGUCAGGCGGAAAGGCAAGAUCAAGAGAUCCUCACCUGGCCGCGGGAGAAAGGGAAAAAAGCCCGAGCAAAAAUGACGACCGGCCCCGGCGUUCGAAUUUCGACACGAGACGUCGCGGCGGAUCCUUGAGGGAGGCAGGUGCUUUAAACGACGUCUAGUCCUGGGAGUAUUGUUUCUUCCCUCCUCCGACGAAUGCUGCGGAUGUCUUAGCGCGAAUUAUUCGACGGAAGAGAGAAGAACCGACAAAUGCGACCGCGCUGAGUGAGAAUGGCCGAGAAUCAUUAGGAGCGAGAGGAUUCCACGAACGCGCUUGGGUCGUUUUGCGACACUUCGCUCUGACGUCGAUGGUACGCGGUGUAUUCAAGAAGGAUCGACAAAGAAAUUGUCCCGCUGGAUAUUUCGUUGUUCCCGCGGAAGUAAACGUACCUCGAGCUCGUCGCGUGUCAUGGCUCUGUCUAGUUUCUGACCUUGGAACACGAUGCAGUAAGCAUAAUUUAUCAUAAAUUCGUGGAAAAUCGUUGUGCUCCAUUGUUGACUUAAGAAUAGUAGCUUCCACGCGUAUUUGGCAGCAGUUAACGACUGUUGGAUAAAACUGUUAAGUCAAGUUUAGUAUUGAAAAGAUGUUCACUUGGAAGAGGCAUAUAAGGCCUCAUGCUUUAGCUCUAAGCUCUACGUAGCUUCUCUAUCGCUUUGAGGCACUAAGCGCUACAAGAAACAUCGGCAGAACUAGUCUGACUGCUCAUACAAAUUCGUGUAACUCGUGAUGAAAACUCGUCCGCGUAAGAAAGCAUCGGGGAAGAGGGUGCAUUCAAUAAGCAAGGCCGCCCGUAUCAUUUUACAACGCGAUCGUUCAUUUGUAUCUUCCCACAGCUCAAAGAGAAACUAGACGGAAUUAUUCACGGCCAGUUCUUCACUCGCAGAUCAACAGAUCCGACUAGAAGAUCUGUUUACGUGGCACGAUCGUCGCGAUUCAAGAGUCGCUGCGAAAUAUUCCACAAAUUCGGCAAAUCAACACGACCGAACGCACAAAGAGCAAGGAGAGACUCUUUUCAAGAGUUGCUUUUCUCACCGGAGACAAAUGAGGAUUGAAAACGAACGUGGAACACGAGGUGUGAACAUCGAUCUUCCUCGGCGUGACUGGUCUCGGAUAUUGAAAUAUCGGCCGCGAGGCGUCUUCUUUUCGGACGGCCAUUAGAAUGACAAUGUGUCUAGCUCGUUUCUCUAAAGCGACCGCGUGACCAGGAGGCGGCGAGCUCGCAAAUCCGGUAGUCCUACGUCUCAAUUAUAUCCGUUUUGCGAGACGUAAUUUCCGAAACGCGGAGACCACGCGGAGGGAUGCGAAGGAGACUAGUUCGCAGUCGCAGAUUCGAGCCCGGCCAGCAAGGUGCGACAAGCUCUCGCAGGACGGCUUGACCUUUCCGCGGUUCUUUCCUCCACCGAUAGCUGGAUCCAGCGAACUGGAGCGUGAGGGGCAGAGUCCCUCGUCGUCAUCCUGGUUAUCCAACCGGAAACGGGCCCGAAGCGAGUUUCCCGUGUUUUCCUGCGUUUCUCGCUUCGUCGAUGCACAAAGAGCUUUCGUGACGAGAACGGGGCAAUCGGGCGCGACGAGGAUUGUCCGUGGUGAGGAAAUGACACCAGACCGUCGGACGACUGUCCUCCUUCAUUGAGAGAUAUUUAUCGCUGGGUGUAUCUGGCGGCCGUGAGUAAAAGGAUCGCGACAGAGAAGAGGAACGCGCUGAACUUUUCGUCGAUUGAGAACGACCGUCAAGCGAUAUCAUCGCGAGAAUGACGCGCCUCGUCGUCGCGCAUCAAUUCACCCUGCUCUUGGGUAUCUCCCUGAUGAUGAUGCUCGAAGCCGCGCCAGGAUACAACGUCCUGUUGGCCACCAUGGGUGGCACCAAGUCCCACACGGUGCCCUUCGUGGCCCUCGGUACGAGCCUGAGGUCGCGGGGUCACAACGUCACGUUGCUGAGCGCUUUCUCCGGUCCAGCGGCGAAUAAUGGUCUUCACGAACUGGUGCCGUCCGUUCUCGAGGCUUACGUGGAAAAUUUCACUUCCGAGUGGGAUCUGGUAGGGGCCCGAUUCAGGAACGAGUUUCCGGUUUUACCGUGGGAUGUCAUAAGAUACGCUUGGAAGUCGUGCGACUCGCUGCUGCAGGACGCGACGUCGAUAGCCGGCCUGAGAAAACCGGACGGCGAUCCGCAUCGUCGAUGGGACGUCGCAGUGCUUGACGGUGCUUAUCCCGAGUGCCUGUUGGCGAUUCUCCACGGCGAGAAUGUACCGACGAUAAUGCUGAACACGGUCGCAUUGUAUAGCGGAUCUAUCGUGCAACAGGGUAACCCAUCGCCGUGGUCAGUGACACCAUUCUUUGGCGGCCCGACUACGCAAGAUAUGACUUUCUUCCAAAGAGUCCUAAACGCGGCGGCCCUAGUUUGCAUGAAUUUGAUGCAUUGGUUCACGCUUACGGUUUUCCUACGACCAACUCUACAGAGAUAUCUCGGUAACCAAAUACCCGAGCUGUACAGUCUGACGAAAGAAGUCCCCUUGACAUUGCAGAACAGUCAUUACAGCGUAGGAGAUUCUGUUCCUUACAUGUCGAACGUCGUGAAUGUGGCGUGUCUACAUUGCAGACCGGCGAUGCAAUUAAAUUCCGAUCUGGACUCUUUUCUACAACGCGGCUUCGUGUUCGUCUCGAUGGGAUCGUCGGUGCGAGCUUCCGGAAUGCCCGAGGCGCUACGGCAGAUCUUCGUGGCGGUCUUCUCCACGCUACCGUACAACGUCGUCUGGAAAUGGGAAGGUGGCAAGAUCAAGGAUCUGCCUGCGAACGUGAGGACGGGCGCGUGGUGGCCGCAGCAGGAGCUACUUGGUCACCCGAAGCUACGCGCGUUCGUAUCCCAUGGAGGACUGUUAUCCCUGCACGAAGCGGCUUAUCACGGUGUGCCCACUCUGGUUUUACCUGUCUUUUGCGAUCACGAUGGCAACGCGGCGCAAGCUGAAAAAUUGGGCUACACUCUGGUCAAGGAUUUGGCUGGUAUAUCAAUCAGUACCCUUCGCGAAGGUAUACUCAAAGUCGCCACGCUUCAUAAUAACUCGUAUAGAGAGGUAGCUAAGAAGAGAAGUGCAUUACUGCGCGACCUUCCGAUCGGACCUAGAGAAUUGGCCACGUGGUGGGUGGAACACGUGGCCAAGCAUGGUGGAGCUGAUCAUUUGAAAAGCUCGACCAGGUACAUGGGAGUGAUGCAUUAUUAUAGCCUGGACGUCGCGUUAUUUUAUAUGUUCAGCUUAAUUCUGAUAAUUUACGGACUCAAGAAAUGGUGCUGGCGAGCAGUGAUCAGCCAGGACUUCUUCAAGAAGAAAGUAGACUGACCGAUCAUAUAUACUUCCCGAAGACACAUCCGUCAAAUUUUUAUUAUUUAUUACUACGUGUAGGGUAUAACCUCUUAAUAUAAUAAGCAUACUGGGUUAAAAAGGGUUUUAUAAAUAUUCUCUCGGAAGAGAGAAACAUUGAGAGAGAAUCUCGUUUUGCGAAUUAAUUAAGGUUGUUGAAGAUCUCUAAUAUAUUUUUAUGAUGUAACUAUAGGUCAUUUGUAAUUUAUAAUUCGACAUAAUAAACGUUUUAAUUUCCA
Molecule: messenger RNA, 4555 nt
Organism: Odontomachus brunneus
Lineage: Eukaryota; Metazoa; Arthropoda; Insecta; Hymenoptera; Formicidae
Gene: Ugt50B3
Product: 2-hydroxyacylsphingosine 1-beta-galactosyltransferase-like
Exons: 7
Coding region: 2715-4295 (526 amino acids)
Molecular function (GO): UDP-glycosyltransferase activity
Source: RefSeq, a predicted model, not a curated record